AUGCAGAAUAAGCUCAUUCAAGAAAAAAAAGAAAAUUUAUUAAAAAGUUUAUUACUGAAGUAAAAGGAAAAAAAAAAAAAAACAAACAAACAGGAAGUGGAGGCCCUGACUGCAAAUAUCCAGAAUAUUAAGCAAGAAUAUGCUAGGGAGAAGGAAACUAUUUCCCAUCUUAACAAUGAAGAGAGGUUGAAAAGACUACAGAAAUCUGCAGGUUUGAAUAAAGAUCAACUUGGACUAGAAAUUCAAAAAAUUUAUGGUGAUAAAUUGCAGGUUAUAUUCACUAAUAUUGACCCUAAGCAUCCUGAUAGCCCAUUUAUGUUUUCCCUUUGCCUAAAUGAAGCAAGAGACUAUGAAGUGUCAGAUAGUGCUCCUCCUCUUCAGUGCCUAGCAGAAUUUCAAUAAAAUGUAAGGAAGACCAACAAUUUUUUGGCUUUUCUUGAGAAAGUUUGGAAAGCUUUUGCUGCUAUAGUUUAUAAUUAA
Messenger RNA from Bubalus bubalis (water buffalo), 480 nucleotides. Its product is annotated as kinetochore protein Spc25. The record is from RefSeq and is a predicted model, not a curated record. Gene Ontology annotation, cellular component: Ndc80 complex. Gene Ontology annotation, biological process: chromosome segregation. Lineage: Eukaryota; Metazoa; Chordata; Mammalia; Artiodactyla; Bovidae.